Messenger RNA from Tetrahymena thermophila SB210, 3228 nucleotides. Its product is annotated as coiled-coil protein, putative. The transcript is spliced from 9 exons. The record is from RefSeq and is a predicted model, not a curated record. Gene Ontology annotation, molecular function: SNARE binding. Lineage: Eukaryota; Ciliophora; Oligohymenophorea; Hymenostomatida; Tetrahymenidae. Gene Ontology annotation, biological process: retrograde transport, endosome to Golgi; endocytic recycling. Gene Ontology annotation, cellular component: EARP complex.
AUGUUCUCAUAAAAGACUUUUGUUACUUUGCAAAUGGUUUAGUAAGCUCUAUUUGGCUCAAGAAACCCAGAUGAGCUUAAUCCAAUCUUUUUUGAUAAUCUAUAAGAAACAAGUGAUAAGCAGAAGAAGAGAUCAUCAGUCUAAGAGUUCUUUUAGGCAUUUGGGUUACUUAAAGAGAGUUAGAUUGGUGAUUUAAUUAGCUAAACUAGAUCAUCUGAAGAAGAAUAAACGAUUGAAUAGAUUUUAUAGGAUGAAGAGCUGGAUUAUUACUUAGAUUAAAGUUUAGGUGAAGAAGAUUUUGUUCAUAAGGAAUUUAAGAAAUUUGAUAUUAGAGUUGGGCAUUAUGAAUCGAAUUAGGAAUUAAAAAAGUUAGAAAAGAUAAAUAGAAUUAUUGAAAAAAGAUUAAAUAAUAAUUGCAUCAAGCACUACGGAAAUAUUGCCAAAGGAUUAAAAAAUAUAGAGUCGUUAGGCGAUGAUAAUCUAGUUAGUUUAGCGAAGAUUCAAGUCAUAAGAAAUAUUUUGUAGUCGGCUAAAAAUUAAGUAACAUCAAAUUCAAUUAAGGUGAUUAGACUGAAGAAGUAAUCAACAAAUGCAAAAUGCAUUUUAUAAAAGCUUUUGGAUAUCUAAAGUUUGGUAGGACAGAGAUUUAAUUAGAUUUCGCAAAUAGUUGUCAAGAAGGAUGAGUUUUAGUUUUUAAAGUGCGACUAAGUUUAUAAAAAUUUAAUUGAAAUAAAAGAUUUGGUUAGUAAAUAUCGAGAUGAUUAAUUUAAGGAAAUUAAGGCAUUUAAGAAUAUCGAGUCUAUGGUUUAGCAAAAACAAAAAAUAUUGGCUGAAAUAGUUAUUAAAAAUUGGAUUUUAAUCCAUAAACAAUAUGACGAACAGCAUCUGUACAACAAUCUUCUUUCUUAGUUUAUUUUAGAGUAAAAAAAAGAAAUUGUAUUACUUGAAACUCUAAAGUCUAAUAUUCUCAUUUAGAUAUCAGACGAAAUCAUUCAAGAGGCAGUCUAAAAAUUCGUUUUGCUAGAAAACUACGAUGAAGAAAAUAUCAUUUUUGUUUUGAAUUACAUUCCUAAGGAAAACUUUUUACCAUUUCUGGAAGAAAUAUUCUCAAAGUUUACAAAGCUUAUGGUUAACUAUCACUAUAUCAGCAGGUGGUUUGUAAAAAACGACUCUAAUGAGAGCAAUCUUAUUCUCUCAACUGACUGGUCGCAAAAAUUGUACGAUGAUCCUAGUGUUUCUCCAGAGCAGCAAGUUGAUAUAUUUUUAGAUUACGUACAAAAAAACAAAAUAAUUUAUUUAUAAGACAGAAAGAUGCUUUGGUAAACAAUAGAACAUAAAGUUAGGCAGAUUAUAAACAACACUUAUUAAAUUAAUUCUUUUUCUGAAACUGAGCUCAUAACCUUCUUGAAACUAAUUAGUGAUUUUAUAGGAACUGGUAUAUAGUAUUCAAACUCAGAGUCUGAGAACAUAAGGCAAUGCGUCAACUUGAAGAUUGUUAGCUAUUACUAAUACUUUAUUAUUAAUUUUUAAAAAACUAUCUAAAAAUGUCUAAGUGAAGAAAAGUGGGAAUAAGUUUAGCAAUUAAAUUAUAAUUAAAUUUUAAGUGAUUUAAAUUCAAUAAUCAAUUCACCUUUACAAAGAGAGUUCAUUAAUUCUAUUUAAUAUAUUCUUCCUGAACUUAAAGUAGAAAAUAUUGAGUCUUAUUCUCCUAUAAAUAAUGCUAGAUAUAUUUAAUAAAGUACUCCUAAUAUUAGAAAAUCCUCUUUAACUCACAUUGAUUCUAAUAACCCAGAAUCUUCUGACACUCCUCAUUUAUUAAGCUCACCUGAGAUCUAAAAUAAAAAUAAAGAACUUAAUUCUUCUGAAUUCGCUGUAAUUUAAAAAACUGAGCUUAAGUUAUAAAAGUGUCUUAGUGAAUCAGCUCAGAAUACACCUAUGAGAGAUAGUUUAACUAAGAAAGAUAACAUAACUACUUUAGACGAUUAGUUUAUAAACUAAAUAAAGUUUUAGUCAUAGAGCACAAUAAGAAUGACUUAAGGUAUAAUGAACUGCUUGAGAUUGAUUAAAAUACUGUGGCCUGUGUAACUUCAAAUUUAUGAAGCAAUGAAAGAAAUUAUUGACUAUUAUAUUUAUAGCUUGUUUUAUCUUCUGUGCAAUAAAUCUUUCAAAGAAAAGUUUAUAAGGAAGUUCAAGCUUGAGCAUAUGAAUGCUAAUAAUGAAAGUCUUAUCGAAACUCAUGAAAAUAAUAUGGAUUUUAUUAUGGAAUAAUACUUAAUUUAAAAAAAAUAUUAGAAAUCUAGAGAUUUUAUUAUUCAAUAGUACAGCAAAUUUGGAGAUAACACAAUUGUCAUUCCCUAGAACUAUUAAAACAUAGAUCCUAACCAAAAAAUUUUAGAUGAUUAAAAUCAAAAAAGAUCUUUUUCAUUAUUCGAAGGAUUAGAUUUUUAGCUCCCAGAAAUUAGCUAAGGAGAAGCAUAUAACAAUCUAUUAAGCUCAAGAAUAAUUUCUAACUAAUCUUUUUUAUCACUUAUUUCCUUACUAGAAAAAAUAAAACCAUUUCUAAAAAUUUACUUAAAGAAAAAUGCUGAUUUAAUAGAGGAACAUUUUUAAAUUUAUGAAUAAAUAAAAUUUGAAUUUGUAGAAGCAUGUUACCAGAGUUUCAUACCUAACUACACUUUAAGCUAGUUAAAUAUGGAAAAUAUAUUAAAUAAUGUAAAAUGGGAUGUCAAAGAACUUUCAAAAGAUAUUAAGCCAAAUGCAUAUGUUGCUAACUUUAAAGUUUUCUUAUAAAAAAAUUAUGAAUGUAUAAAUAAAACAUUUUAAGAAGAUCAACUAGAGAAAAAAUAAGCCCUUUAUAAAAUUUUAGUUUAUUACUUUUUCUAGUCGGUGAUUGAAAUCUAUUCAAAGAUAAAAUAAAUAACUACAUAAUCGAGAGGUUAACUUUUGGUUGACAUCAAAUAAAUUUUGUUAGAAACAGAAGAACUUUUGGUCUGGGAUACAAAGCAAUAUAAGUAGUAUCUAGAAAAUUAUUUAGAGUUGUUGCAGUUUUGCAACUCUGAUGACAUACAUACAUUUAUAGUUAAAUAUAGGGAAAGAUAUCCUUACAGGUGUCUUAAAAGCUUGUUUAUUUUAUCUGAAGCAGGAGUAACUUCUAGUAAAAAAAAGAAAUUAGAAAAUCAAAUGUAAAUGCUUAAAAAUUAUUAAUUGUUCUUAAGAGAUAUAAAGUGA